AUGCCUUCACCGUCGCCAACCCGCUCGCUCCUCGCCGCCGCCCGCCCCAGCACUCUCCGCCGCUCCCUCCGCCCAUCCACCUCCGCAACCCCCGUGUCCACAUCCUGCAUCUCCUGCCGCGCCCAGCGCCCCUUCACCACCGCCCCAUUCCAGCGACAAGAGAUUGACGUCGAGCCCGUCGACCGCCCGCGAUGGCAGCAGACUCCGCGCGCUAUGGUUGCCCCCGUGCGCUCACGCCCCGUACCACGCGACAACUUCUACAAGGUGAACAGCGAUCCGCGGAAGCUUGACGAGGCGUACAAUAAGAUGCUGGGGAAGGGCGGCGACAAGAUGCUGAGCGAGGAGGUCAAGUGGUUGGCGGUUACGCACAAGAGCUUUGAUCAUGGCCGGAGGGGGUUCAACGACCGGUUAGCGUUGCUCGGCAAGCGGAUAGUAGAGCUGCAAACAUCUCUGGCGCUUCUAGCGGCGCCGAAAAGCCCGCAGCCGUCCUGGAGCGAUGAGUACGGGCGGAAACCGUUUCAGCAUCCGGCGUUGGAUGGGCUACCGAAUCUCACAGAGCAUGCAAAAAGAGAGACGUUGGACAAACGGCGACUGGCCAACUUGGCGCAGACUUAUGGGCUUGGCGGUGUUGUAAGAUGGAAGCCGAAGAAGUCGGAUAACCUACAGGGCUCUGGAGUCGACACCGUGAUGGCCAAUACCAUCUACGCGGUAGUUGGAGCGAUUGCACUGGAAAAGGGCGGAGAAGUUGCAAUCAAGACGGUGCGGGACACGAUAUUACGGCCCUUGGGCCUGUAA
Messenger RNA from Coniosporium apollinis CBS 100218, 795 nucleotides. RefSeq lists its product as uncharacterized. Gene Ontology annotation, biological process: mitochondrial translation; RNA processing. Lineage: Eukaryota; Fungi; Ascomycota; Dothideomycetes. Bases 1 to 795 code for a protein of 264 amino acids. Gene Ontology annotation, cellular component: mitochondrial large ribosomal subunit. The record is from RefSeq and is a predicted model, not a curated record. Gene Ontology annotation, molecular function: ribonuclease III activity; structural constituent of ribosome. The transcript has 3 exons.